This is a messenger RNA of Spathaspora passalidarum NRRL Y-27907, 3964 nucleotides long. Its product is annotated as ubiquitin-protein ligase. The record is from RefSeq and is a predicted model, not a curated record. Lineage: Eukaryota; Fungi; Ascomycota; Pichiomycetes; Serinales; Debaryomycetaceae. Bases 52 to 1635 code for a protein of 527 amino acids. The transcript has a single exon.
AACAUACUUGGAACUGUUCAAUUAUAUUUCUAGAGUUUUAUAUCUACUCAGAUGGAUUCUGGUAAGAUCUCCAAUAGCACUCACAACCAACAGGAAUGCUCGAUAUGCCUAGAACCAAUACUCUCCAAUCACACCGUUGGCAAAAUUGCAAACUGUUGUAAUAUACUGUAUCACGACAAAUGUCUAAUAACCUGGUCCCAAAUGUCUAACAGUUGUCCCACAUGUCGGAAACGAUUCCAUAAAAUCAACAUAUCCUCCAAAUCAAAUGACAAGAUCAUUCACACGAUUCAGGUCAAGGAUAAAUUACUCCCGAAUGGUGCCAUCAAUGAUAUACCCAGCCAGUUCAUCAUACCUCCCACACCAAGCCCGCUGAUACAGCUAAAUGCACAGUAUUUCGAUGAUAACGAAGAUGAAGAAGAGGAGGAGUGGGGGUUGCUUUCUGCUUCGGGUGUUUGUUGCAUUUGCAGCUCCCUGAUUUAUUCCAACAGUUAUCGCAACCAGUUAAUUACAUGCCGAUCAUGUUUUUCGAAAUUCCAUUUACAUUGCCUUGGAGUCAGCCCAGACCAGUAUCUAAUUUGGAAUUGUCCCAUAUGUGAUUGUCAUCAAGAGUGUGUAGUAGCUAGAAACCCAUCUCUGGCUGCAGCAGGAAGAAGGCGGAUCAAUUCGAUAUUGAAUAACUUAAUGGGUGGAUCACGAAGGUCCAGACUGAACUUGGUGAUCCAUAAUGAAAAUGACGAGCUAGAUAUAGAUUUCUUGUAUGAGAAUAACGAUGAUGCAGAUUUUUCGAUACGGCCUUGGCAACAAGUCUCUCCCAUGGAACCAUCACAUACAGUGAUAAAUGGCGGAGUUAUUCGAAGACGAGAGGAGAAACAACGGUUGCAACUUACCGAAGAAGAAAAGAAUUCGUGGCUGUUGUUUGAACAGGCCAGAAACCAGGAGGACCAAGAAGCAGGUAUUGUUGAUCCAGUGGAGUCUUCAUUGAGCCAAGUAACAAGUGAAGGUGAUAAAAAGAGAAGAAGAAGGAAGAAAAUGACACCACUUGAGCAUAAGAAUCCCGAAGAGGGCUCUUCCAGUGGGAAUGGACGUAUAACCAGCCUUAUUAACCAAUUGAAAGCCCCAAAUCAAAAGAGUAAGCCAUCACGCCCUCCUUUGAGAAACAUCGUCUGUGCUCCUACUAGUUCAUCUUCUUGUGCAUUAAAACCACCAGCUAUAACCGCUGAAUCACCUGGUUCCAGUUCUCCACAAAGUAACAGCCCGAUGGAACUGUCGUCGUAUUCAAACGAUAGUGAUACUCAAUAUGAACUGGAUACCAAAUCACGCAAACGACCUAAACCAGCUGGGUUGAACUUAGAACAGAAAGUUGAAAUUCAGAAUCAUAUAAAGAAUGUGCUAAGACCAUUAUACAAGCCAGGCAGCGAAGAUUCAAAAUUUAUAAACACUGAAGAAGAAUAUAUUCGAAUAAACAAGACAAUUUCUCGAAAAAUAUAUUCACAUAUUCUCACCGAGUCAAUCGAUGACACCGGGGAAAUACUGAGCACGCUAGUUGACAAUUACUUUGAUGUGAAUAUUCCUACCAAGUUAAAAGAAGUGGUGGAUAUGUAUAUAAACAAAGAGUUGAAUGAUUUAUCUAUAUAAUUUAACGACGACGAGGACCCUUUGGUUUAUUGAACUUCAAUCCGGUUCUGUUGGAAUUUGUAGAAGAUACGGAACCAGGCGUAGGAACUUCUGAUUCAAUGUCCAAUUGAGAUAAUUCCAAUUCAUCCAAAUCACCAACUUCCAAGUUCUUGUCUAUCGACAAAUUCAGAGGUUUUAAUAUCUGAUUGAGAUGACUGAUUAAACUUACUUUUGAAGCUGCAUAUAUCAUUCUUUCUCUAACUGGUGAACCGGAAGGACAUGAAUAAAUAAAUGCAAAUUUAUUAAUGUGGUAGUUGUACACGGCAUACAACGGAGUUGGCUUUUCCUUAUUUUCAGAUUCAGUCAACAGUGGUAUCAAAUCAACUAAUCUGACAUCAGUUUCUGCCCUAUUCAAUACAAUUUCAUCACCUUGGAUAUUGAAGGUGACCAAUUUAAAUGAAGAAGUAUUGUCCUUUAAAGAGUCAAAAUUCUGUUGCAAUUCAGGAGUAAACUUUCCCAAAAUAUCAGCAGAACUGGAACUACUUGCAGUGUCAUGAAUAGAGGGCAAUUCCUUUUUGAAUCCAUGAUGAUCCAAACUGGUUUGACUUGACAAAUUCAAGUCCUGAAGAUUGUUCAAGGUCUUGAUAAUUUCUUCGUCUUUGGACAAUGGACCAGUACUGAUAUCUUCCACACUUUUUUUAUAAUUCGAGUAAGAUAAUUCAUCUAAUUCUGUCCACGCAAAAGUCCGAUUCUUGGGGAAGUUGUACGAACCAAGGGAUGAAACGAGGGUGUUCUUCGUGGAGGCAUACAACAUUUUUUGCUUAAUUGGAGCAACAUCUGGAAUGAAACUUAUAAAAACGUAGUCUUCUUCAUUAGAGAUGAUUAUAUAUGAAGGAUGUGGGAAUUCUUUCGAGAUGUGUUCGUGGACCAGGGUGAAUAACGAUUCAAUGGAACUUUCAGUUGGUGAGGUAUAGUUUGGGUCAGGAAUCAAUUGAGUGGAAUCAGAAGAUACUUUAAUGAUCAAUGCUUGUGAUUUCAAGUUCUUGAACGAGUCAAGCAACUCUGGUGAUGCAGUUAUACCUGAUUGUGUAGACAUAUUGCACUAGUGCUGUAAAGAAGAUGUCGGUUCAUUUGAAACUUGCGUUGUUUUUCUGGAUUAUCGGAACCUGCCCGAUUAGGCAAGGGAACAUUUUCCAUACAAACAAAAAUUAAAUCUAGCCGAAACUAAAUCAAUUAGUCAAACAGGAGCAACCAGCGAUGGCAACCACACUCUACUCUUUGUUGUCGUCAUUGGGUAUCACCACGGCGAUUCCAACAUACAACCAAGAGAACCCCGAUCCCAUUGAUCUUCAGAUAAAGUCACUAUUGUAUUUGUUCAAAAGGUUCAGAAUCAACAAAUUGGCAGCAUUUUUGGACAAAGAUGAUCUUAGUUUGAAAUACGUUGACGAUACCGAAGAAAUCGAGGAGAAUCAAAAACUAGAUGAACAAUUCAAUAUCGACCAAUUUCUAAAAUUGUUGAUCAAUGACGAAUAUAGAAUAUUAGUGGAUUUCUUCAAGAAUAAGUUCAGAUCAUAUUGCAUCCUUACCGAAUACCCUAAGGGUAUGGAGCCCUCAUUCCCCGAGUUUAGAGAUUCUAAAGACCAAAGGGUAGGCCAAUUCCGAUUCUUAUUAUUUCCUACAUCAGGUGUGACUGUUGAAUAUGUGGCGAGUUUAUUAUCUGGAUCAGACAUCUAUUGUGAACAUUUUUCUUACUUGCCAUACAAAGCAAGGGUGCGAUUAGCACUUGAGUCAAUUAGAGAAGUUACACCAUUUGAAUAUAAAGCAGCCAUAUUAAACAUCACAUUAUUGCAACGAACCAAAAUUAUUCGUGGAUAUUUAACCAAAAUGGCAUUCACAGUUCAAUUACAGCGUAUCUAUCAAGAACGAAUCAAGCUCAAUUCACCAAAUAAGUCAGACUCCGUAGCAAAACCGAACACUUCAUCAUCUCCAAUCAAGAUCAAGCCGAAGAAAUUAGCGAAAAUGGCAUCAUUCUCGAACUUAAACACACAAACUUCUCCGUCAAGAUUAUCCCCACGGAAAUCAAUGGCGAAUUUAAGACCACCAAGUCCUGGAAAACAACUCAAACCAAAACCUUCAAUUCCCAGGUUCCAACUUGAAGAAUUGUACAAUCCAGUGGUAUCACCUGUUAAACCGGUAGAUCAAAUUUCAAACAGUUCCGAUUCCGACAUUUCUCAUCCAAUUUUGUAUCCUGAGAUAUACGAAAAGUGCAAGUCUGCAAUCAUGGAACGAUUGAAACGUGAAAGGUUAAAGCUUUAGCACAUAUGCUUUGGCACCUAUAUAUAUAUAUAUU